This is a messenger RNA of Ilex paraguariensis (yerba mate), 246 nucleotides long. Lineage: Eukaryota; Viridiplantae; Streptophyta; Magnoliopsida; Aquifoliales; Aquifoliaceae. The record is from the annotation of a GenBank genome assembly.
AAUGCUGGGUAUGGUUUCUUCAUGUGGCAAGACCCACCAAUGUGUGUGCACUCACGACAAGUGAUUCCGAGAUUGCUUAGAAAAUUGAAUAAUCUAAUGUUGUAUUCAAAUGGAGAGGAGGAGCUGGAUAAGGGUGGUGGUACUUACCUGCAAUUGUCAUUACCUAAUUAUCUGUACUCAUUUUGGGGUGAAUUUUCACCUGUUAAUGUUAAUAAUUGUGCAAUCACUUACCUGGAAUUGGCAUGA